Scylla paramamosain (green mud crab) is the source of this 7670-nucleotide messenger RNA. RefSeq lists its product as uncharacterized. The transcript has 5 exons. The record is from RefSeq and is a predicted model, not a curated record. Lineage: Eukaryota; Metazoa; Arthropoda; Malacostraca; Decapoda; Portunidae. The coding region runs from base 22 to 1011 and encodes 329 amino acids.
UCACACUAUUCCUUCCUCUAGAUGCUGUUCAUGGCGGCUCCCAGGACCACCCUCAGCCUGGCCAGCGGGCAUGAGGGCCAGGCGGGGCAGUGGUGGCGGCUGUGGUUGAGAGGCGGUGAGGAAGAGCGCGGCAAGCCCUCCAGUGGUGACCCCGCGCCGCCUCAGCUUGACCAAGAGCGAGACGCAGCCGGAACCGAGGCAGGACGGGGCGUGGUGGUGCGCACUCAGUUCUCUGAAUCCAUCUUUGGCGUAUCUGUGGACUCGCUGAUGCCGGGGAAGCGUCGGCGUCUCCUGAACCUCACCGUCACGCCACACACUGGAGAACACUGGCAGGUGAGCCUACAUGUGCCAAUUAUCUCUACAGCCCUCGAGUGGGAGACGAAGCUCUGGAAAAAUCAGGGCAAGCAACAUUGGGAAGUUAAUGGGGAAGUCAAGUCUACCAAAUCUGACAUAUCGUUAGAAUUCGUUCACUUCAAGCAGGAGAAGCAGGACGAGGAGACUCAGGUCACGGAUGACAGAGGUGAGGCUGGCAGGUGUGAUGCUGAAGGUUGUGGGGACGGCAAUGUCAAGGAGCCAAAAGCCAAGUCGCGGCACCACGUCGACAGUGAUUGCGACUCAGAUUUAAGAAAAGAACAGACAGUAGACCAGAAUGAAGUUUGUAGUGGUCGAGAUCAUAAAUCAGAAGACUUAAAGCAAAAUGAUCCUGAUUCCAUAAUGGUAAAUGUAGACGAAGAAUGUUCCAGGAAAGCGGAGUGUGAUGGACCGGAAGAGUCAGUGUCAAGUGACGCUGUUCAAGAGACUACACAAAAAUUAACUUCCCGGGUUUUCAGCCUUUCUUCCAACAUGAAGACUUACGUCUCAUCUGACGGAGGACGCUGGAUUCGGAUCCUGCAGCGCACACACCUGGCAUUCUGUCCUCGCCUUGGCUGGAACUUGAACCAAAUAUUUCGGUUCAAUCGUGACUGGACUGGGUGGGAGGUAGCGUGGCGGUGUGGUGUUGGGAUGUAUUGAUGGUGAUGGAUACCGGUCCUGCAGAAAAGGUGGUAGUCAUGGCGGUGGAUACCUGUCCUAAAGGACAGGUGGUGGCAUUGGAUACCCAUCCAGCAGGGCAGGUGGUGGCAGUAGAUACCCGUCCACAGGACAGGUGGUGGUAGUAGAUACCCGUCCAGCAGGACAGGUGGUGGCGGUGGAUACCCGUCCAGCAGGACAGGUGAUGGUAAUGGCGGUGGAUACCCGUCCAGCAGGACAGGUGGUGGCGGUGGAUACCCGUCCAGCAGGACAGGUGAUGGUAAUGGCGGUGGAUACCCGUCCAGCAGGACAGGUGGUGGCGGUGGAUACCCGUUCAACAAGACAAGUGAUAGUCAUAGCGGUGGAUACCCGCCCUGCAGAACAGAUGGUUGCGGUGAAUACUCGUCCUGCAGGACAGGCGGUGGCGGUGGAUACCCGCUCUGCAGGACAGUGGUGGCGGUAGAUAACCGUCCAGCAGGACAGGUGAUGGUCAUGGUGGUGGAUACACGUCCAGCAGGACAGGUGGUGGCGGUGGAUACCCGUCCAGCAUGACAGGUGAUGGUCAAGGCGCUAGAUACCCGCCCUGCAGGACAGGUGGUGGCGGUGGAUACCCGUUCAGCAGGACAUGUGAUGGUCAUGGCGGUUCAUACCCGUCCAGCAGGACAGGUGAUGAUCAUGGCGGUGGAUACUCGUCCAGCAGGAAAAGCGGUGGCGGCGGAUACCCGUCCAGCAGGACAGGUGGUAGUCAUGGCGGUGGAUACCCGUCCAGCAAGACAGGAGGUGGCUGUGAAUACCCGUCAAGCAGGACAGGUGGUGGCGGUGAAUACCCGUCAAGCAGGACAGGUGGUGGCGGUGGAUACCCGUCCAGCAGGAUAGGUGAUGUUCAUGGCGGUGGAUACCCGGCCUGCAGGACAGGUGGUGGCAAUGGAUACCCGUCCAGCAGGACAGGUGGUGGCAGUGGAUACCCGUCCAGCAGGACAGGUGGUGGCAGUGAAUACCCGUCCAGCAGGACAGGUGGUAGCGGUGGAUGCCCGUCCAGCAGGACAGGUGAUGGUCAUGGCGGUGGAUACCCGUCCAGGUGAUGACAGUGAAUACUCGUCCAGGCGAUGGCAGUGAAUACCUGUACCGCAGGACAGGUGGUGGCCGUGGAUAACCUUCCCGCAGGACAGGUAGUGGAGGUGAAUACCCGUCCAGCAGGACAGGUGGUGGCGGUGGAUACUCGUCCUGCAGGACAGGCGGUGGCGGUGGAUAUCCGUCCAGCAGGACAGGUGAUGGUCAUGGCGGUGGAUACCCGGCCUGCAGGACAGGUGGUGGCAAAGGAUACCCGUCCAGCAGGACAGGUGGUGGCAGUGGAUACCCGUCCAGCAGGACGGUGGAUGACUGUCCAGGAGGACAGGUGAUGGUCAUGGCGGUGGAUACCCAUCCAGCAAGACAGGUGGUGGCGGUGGAUUCCUGUCCAGCAGGAUAGGUGGUGGUAAUGGAUACCAGCCCUGCAGGACAGGUGGUGGCGGUGGAUACCCGUCCAGCAGGACACGUGAUGGUCAUGGCGAUGGAUACCCGCCCUGUAGGACAGGUCGUGGCGGUGGAUACCCGUUCAGCAAGACAGGUGAUGGUCAUGGCGGUGGAUACCCAUCCAGCAGGACAGGUGAUGGUCAUGGCGGUGGACACUCGUCCAGCAGGACAAGUGGUGGCGGUGGAUACCCGUCCAGCACGACAGGUGAUGGUCAUGGCGGUGGCUACCCGUCCAGAAGGACAAGUGGUGGCGGCGGAUACCUGUUCAGCAGGACAAGUGGUAGUCAUGGCGGUGGAUACCCGUCCAGCAAGACAAGUGGUGGCUCUGCAUAACCAUCCAGCAGGACAGGUGGUGGCGGGGGAUACCCAUCCAGAAGGAUAGGUGGUAGUCAUGGCGGUGAAUACCCUUCCAGCAAGAUAGAUGAUGGUCGUGGCGGUGGAUACCCGCCCUGCAGAACAGGUGGUGGCGGUGGAUUCCCGUCCAGCAGGACAGGUGGUAGUCAUGGCGGUGGAUAUCCGUCCAGCAGGACAGGUGGCAGUCAUGGCCGUGGAUACCCGUCCAGCAGGAUAGGUGAUGGUCAUGGCGGCGGGUAUGGUGGAUACCCGCCCUGAAUGACACAUGGUGGCAAUAGAUACCCGUCCAGCAGGACAGGUGGUGGCAGUGGAUACCCAUCCAGCAGGACAGGUGGUGGCGGUGGAUGCCCGUCCAGCUGGACAGAUGGUGGUUAUGGCGGUGGAUACCCGUCUAGCAGGACAGGUGAUGGCAUUGAAUACCAGCCCAGUAGGACAGGUGAUGGCAUUGAAUACCAGUCCAGCAGGACAGGUGAUGGCAGUGAAUACCCGUCCCGCAGGACAGGUGGUGGCCGUGAAUAACCUUCCAGCAUGACAGGUAGUGGCGGUGAAUACCCAUCCAGCAGGGCAGGUGGUGGCGGUGGAUACCCGUCCAGCAAGACAGGUGGUGGCGUUGGAUUCCUGUCCAGCAGGAUAGGUGGUGGUAAUGGAUACCGGCCCUGCAGGACAGGUGGUAGCGGUGGAUACCCGUCCAGCACGACAGGUGAUGGUCAUGGCGGUGGAUACACGUCCAGCAAGACAGGUGGUGGCUGUGAAUACCCGUCAAGCAGGACAGGUGGUGGCGGUGAAUACCCGUCCAGCAGGACAGGUGGUGGCUGUGGAUACUCGUCCUGCAGGACAGGCGGUGGCGGUGGAUACCCGUCCAGCAGGACAGGUGGUGGCGGUGGAUUCCUGUCCAGCAGGACAGUUGAUGGUCAUGGCGGUGGAUAUCCGGUCUGCAGGACAGGUGGUGGCAAAGGAUACCCGUCCAGCAGGACAGGUGGUGGCAGUGGAUACCCGUCCAGCAGGACAGGUGGUGGCGGUGGAUGACUGUCCAGGAGGACAGGUGAUGGUCAUGGCGAUGGAUACCCAUCCAGCAGGACAGGUGGUGGCGGUGGAUUCCUGUCCAGCAGGACAGGUGAUGGUCAUGGCGGUGGAUACCCGCCCUGCAGGACAGGUCGUGGCGGUGGAUACCAGUUCAGCAGGACAGGUGAUGGUCAUGGCGGUGGAUACCCAUCCAGCAGGACAGGUGAUGGUCAUGGCGGUGGAUACCCGUCCAGAAAGACAAGUGGUGGCGGCGGAUACCCGUUUAGCAGGACAGGUGGUAGUCAUGGCGGUGGAUACCCGUCAAGCAAGACAGGUGGUGGCUUUGCACAACCAUCCAGUAGGACAGGUGGUGGCGGUGGAUACCCAUCCAGCAGGACAGGUGGUAGUCAUGACGGUGAAUACCCUUCCAGCAAGAUAGAUGAUUGUCGUGGCGGUGGAUACCCGCCCUGCAGGACAGGUGGUGGCGGUGGAUACCCGUCCAGCAGGAUAAGUGGUAGUCAUGGCGGUGGAUACCCGUCCAGCAGGACAGGUGAUGGUCAUGGCGGUGGAUACUCGUCCAGAAGGACAAGUGGUGGCGGCGGAUACCCGUUUAGCAGGACAGGUGGUAGUCAUGGCGGUGGAUACCCGUCAAGCAAGACAGGUGGUGGCUUUGCACAACCAUCCAGUAGGACAGGUGGUGGCGGUGGAUACCCAUCCAGCAGGACAGGUGGUAGUCAUGGCAGUGAAUACCCUUCCAGCAAGAUAGAUGAUUGUCGUGGCGGUGGAUACCCGCCCUGCAGGACAGGUGGUGGCGGUGGAUACCCGUCCAGCAGGACAAGUGGUAGUCAUGGCGGUGGAUACCCGUCCAGCAGGACAGGUGGCAGUCAUGGCGGUGGAUACCCGUCCAGCAGGAUAGGUGAUGGUCAUGGCGGCGGGUAUGGUGGAUACCCACCCUGCAGGACAGAUGGUGGCAAUAGAUACCCGUCCAGCAGGACAGGUGGUGGCAGUGGAUACCCGUCCAGCAGGACAGGUGGUGGCGGUGGAUGCCCGUCCAGCUGGACAGGUGGUGGUCAUGGCGGUGGAUACCCGUCCAGAAGGACAAGUAGUGGCGGCGGAUACCCGUUUAGCAGGACAGGUGGUAGUCAUGGCGGUGGAUACCCGUCAAGCAAGACAGGUGGUGGCUUUGCACAACCAUCCAGUAGGACAGGUGGUGGCGGUGGAUAGCCAUCCAGCAGGACAGGUGGUAGUCUUGGCGGUGAAUACCCUUCCAGCAAGAUAGAUGAUUGUCGUGGCGGUGGAUACCCGCCCUGCAGGACAGGUGGUGGCGGUGGAUACCCGUCCAGCAGGACAGGUGGUGGCGGUGGAUACCCGUCCAGCAGGACAAGUGGUAGUCAUGGCGGUGGAUACCCGUCCAGCAGGACAGGUGGUAGUCAUGGCGGUGGAUACCCGUCCAGCAGGAUAGGUGAUGGUCAUGGCGGCGGGUAUGGUGGAUACCCGCCCUGCAGGACAGAUGGUGGCAAUAGAUACCCGUCCAGAAGGACAGGUGGUGGCAGUGGAUACCCGUCCAGCAGGACAGGUGGUGGCGGUGGAUGCCCGUCCAGCUGGACAGGUGGUGGUCAUGGCGGUGGAUACCCGUCUAGCAGGACAGGUGAUGGCAUUGAAUACCAGUCCAGCAGGACAGGUGGUGGCGGUGGAUGGCUGUCCAGCUGGACAGGUGGUGGUCAUGGCGGUGGAUACCCGUCUAGCAGGACAGGUGAUGGCAUUGAAUACCAGUCCAGCAGGACAGGUGAUGGCAGUGAAUACCCGUCCCGCAGGACAGGUGGUGGCCGUGGAUAACCUUCCAGCAUGACAGGUAGUGGCGGUGAAUACCCGUCCAGCAGGACAGGUGGUGGCGGUGGAUACCCGUCCAGCAAGACAGGUGGUGGCGGUGGAUUCCUGUCCAGCAGGAUAGGUGAUGGUAAUGAAUACCCGCCCUGCAGGACAGGUGGUGGCGGUGGAUACCUGUCCAGCAGGACAGGUGAUGGUCAUGGCGGUGGAUACCCGGCCUUCAUGACAGGUGGUGGCUGUGGAUGGCGGUGGAUACCCUUCCAGCAAGACAAGUGGUGGCGGGGAAUACCCGUCCAGCAGGACAGGUGGCAGUCAUGGCGGUGGAUACCCGUCCAGCAGGAUAGGUGAUGGUCAUGGCGGCGAGUAUGGUGGGUACCCGCCCUGCAGGACAGAUGGUGGCAAUAGAUACCCGUCCAGCAGGAUAGGUGGUGGCAGUGGAUACCCAUCCAGCAGGACAGGUCGUGGCGGUGGAUGCCCGUCCAGCUGGACAGGUGGUGGUCAUGGCGGUGGAUACCCGUCUAGCAGGACAGGUGAUGGCAUUGAAUACCAGUCCAGCAGGACAGGUGAUGGCAGUGAAUACCCGUCCCGCAGGACAGGUGGUGGCCGUGGAUAACCUUCCAGCAUGACAGGUAGUGGCGGUGAAUACCCGUCCAGCAGGACAGGUGGUGGCGGUGGAUACUCGUCCUGCAGGGCAGGCGGUGGCGGUGGAUACCCGCCCUGCAGGACAGUGGUGGCGGUAGAUACCCUUCGUACAGGACAGGUGGUGGCGGUGAAUACACGUCCUACAAGGACAGAUGGUGGCGGUGGAUACCCGUCCUGCAGGACAGGUGAUAUUCAUGGCGGUGGAUACCCGUCCAGCACGACAGGUGAUGGUCGUCGCGGUUUAUACCCGUCCUACAGGACAAGUGAUGGCGGUGGAUACCCGUCCUACAGGUCAGGUGGUGGCGGUGGAUACCUGUCCUACAGGACAGGUGGUGGCGGUGGAUACCCGUCCUACAGGACAGGUGGUGGCGGUGUAUACCCGCCCUGCAGGACAGGUGAUGGUCAUGGCGGUGGAUAUCCGUCCUACAGGACAGGUGGUGGCGGUGUAUACCCGCCCUGCAGGACAGGUGAUGGUCGUGGCGGUGGAUACCUAUCCUGCAGGACAGGUGGUGGUGGUGGACACCGGCCCGUCCCGCAGAAUUGACUUCCAAUAUCAUUCUCCCUCCACUGAGGUGCUGUGGUUCAGGAGUACUCCUUCUUUUCAUUUGACGGUCUCCUUUCCAAUGUUCUGUGUUUUCACUGAAGGACGCCCUUCACGAAGUGGAUGACGUCCAUCGCGUCUUUAUUGUGUGAGGAUGCGUCAGAUUUUCUCUUAGUUUAUUCUACUUUUGCUGUUCCCUGGUGGCUUGCCUCGUGACUCUCCCUGAACUGGUAGUUUAGUCGUCCCUGGCAGCGGCCGACUCUGCCCUGGUGCAGGCAUACUGCUGGGCUGAGUCCCACUUGGGGAACCUCGCCCUGGUCUGUGCGAUCCUCACCCCCUCCUGCUACGAGAGCUGGACGUUGGGGUAAACAAACUUUUUAUCGUAUAAAACGAUUUUAAAAUUAAAUACUUAUUGUGAUCCUCAUCGGUGCGACAAGACAUUUGUAGAUUGAGUGAAGAGAGAUGGUGAGGAAGGGAUCGCAGGUUUGGGGCGUGAAGGGUGAGGAGAGAGAAGGCACGGUGUGUGGAAGGUUUGUUUGGAGGGGCUGUUUUGCCAUAACAGGAAGGUGUGGCUUUAAGAAGAAGAAGAAAGUGAAGCAGCAGCAGCAUAAAAAAAAAGAGAGUGCACAUGUGUGUGCAGAUUUAACUGGGGCUUAAGAAAAAAUAAAUAAAAUAAAUAAUUGGAAAUUGAUUGUAGUGUGUAUACUUUAUAUGCACAUUGUCACUACUACUACUAGCCUACUGGCUCCUUGUAGCUGCUUCUUAUUAAUUCUCUCUUCCAGCA